Aspergillus nidulans FGSC A4 is the source of this 585-nucleotide messenger RNA. Its product is annotated as translation machinery-associated protein 20. The record is from RefSeq and is a predicted model, not a curated record. Gene Ontology annotation, molecular function: RNA binding. Gene Ontology annotation, cellular component: cytoplasm; cytosol. NCBI's taxonomy places the organism in Eukaryota, Fungi, Ascomycota, Eurotiomycetes, Eurotiales, Aspergillaceae. The coding region runs from base 1 to 585 and encodes 194 amino acids. Gene Ontology annotation, biological process: ribosome biogenesis. The transcript is spliced from 2 exons.
AUGGAACAUUAUGCCGCAUUAGGCAGGAAACCUAGAACCCAAGCUAACAGGCACUGGACAGCAUCCCACCAAGCAACCGCUCAAAGGUCAAAUCCUCAGUACAGCGCGCUCUGCGCCAAAAGCUCGUCGAGGCUCACCCACGAUGCGAACCAUAUAUUGACGAGAUCCUACCUAAGAAAGCGCAGCUCGAUGCCGCCCGACAGAGUUACUCUCUACACGAUUGAUUCAACUCCGCUCUUCUACCAACCUCUUGAUGGCCCACCCAUCCCGCAUCUAAAACUCCUCCACCAGUUCCCGGACAUGCUACCAACAAUCCAAAUCGACCGGGGUGCCAUCCGAUUCGUGCUCUCGGGUGCGGCGCUUAUGGCGCCUGGUUUGACGAGCCCAGGUGGAAGGUUGCCGGAUGCAGAGCAUGCGCUAGAGCAGGGGACUGUUGUUGCGGUUAAGGCGGAGGGUAAGGAGGAAAUUUGUAUGGUUGGGACGUUGAAGGUUGGAACGGAGGAGAUCAAGGCUAAGGGGAAGGGGGUUGCAAUUGAUGAUGGGCAUUAUCUGGGUGAUGGGCUAUGGAAGAUGCAUUUGGAUUAG